This is a messenger RNA of Monoraphidium neglectum, 417 nucleotides long. RefSeq lists its product as hypothetical. NCBI's taxonomy places the organism in Eukaryota, Viridiplantae, Chlorophyta, Chlorophyceae, Sphaeropleales, Selenastraceae. The transcript has 4 exons. Bases 1 to 417 code for a protein of 138 amino acids. The record is from RefSeq and is a predicted model, not a curated record.
AUGGAGGCCUCCAAGGAGACCACCAGGUCCUUAUUAGCCACGACUGAGCUGAUUCAGGAGGUGUUGAGCGCCAACAGAGCGCUGGCGCGGUGCAGCUUCCCGGGGCCCUGGCGCGAAGGCCACGCGGCGGCCCUGUGCGCGCUGGCAGUGACAGUGGACAGGUCGCCGCUGACCGGGGACGACGUUGCUGCGCUGCUUAAGGGCGUGCGCGCGUCCACGCGGCGGCUGCAGCGGGGCCGGGCUGGCGGCGCGGCCGAGGCACCAACAAUUGCGGACAUUGUUGGCCGCAAAACCUUCGCCGGCCUGGACGCCGCCACCGCCGCCAUGCUGGACGCCGCCGCCGCGCCCUCUUCACUAGGCCCGCUGCCGCCCGGACCCCCUUGCAGCGCGUCGUGGCCGUCGUCGCGGGGCGGCUGA